Molecule: messenger RNA, 639 nt
Organism: Mercenaria mercenaria
Lineage: Eukaryota; Metazoa; Mollusca; Bivalvia; Venerida; Veneridae
Exons: 6
Coding region: 162-572 (136 amino acids)
Molecular function (GO): calcium ion binding
Source: RefSeq, a predicted model, not a curated record
UGCACGUCGCACUUUUUACAAUUUGUACAACACACUUUCUCAUCUAAAAUGUGUACACCAGAUUCAUCAAUCACCUUUUAUGUAGUUUGCUAGAUGACAUAGGCCUACAGAGUUUUUUUCUGAUUUGGAUAUUAAGUAUUAUACAGUAAAGCGGCGCAAGAAUGGGCUAUCUGUGGAUGACAUUGAUUUUCGUGUUUAUUUCGUACGGCGUACCACAUCUCAAUACCGGCGGCGACUUUUAUAAAAUUGUGGACGGGAGUUUUAAGAAUGUUGACAGUAAUAAUGAUGGUUACAUAGAAAAACACGAGUUUAAUACCACAAUCAAUACAGCAGACAGCGACAAAGAUGGAUGCCUGACACUGAAAGAGUACAAAGGUUUCUCGGCAGGAGGUCCACAAAUUGCCACUAGAAUAUACAAGCAUUUUGACAAAUUAAGAAAAAACUGUAUUAAAGUGGAAAAUGUUGCCUCUCAGUUUGCUGUCAUGGACCAGGAAAAAAAUGGAAAUGUGACCAAGAGCGAGUUUCGGCAGUACUACGUGAAUCUGUUGCAGAUACUCUUCCCACCAGUUUAAACAGAUAGUCAGCAUUUCCCGUUGGACAAGUGUUUAUUCUAAGAAUAAAAAAUUAUAUAUAUAUAUA